UACAUUUAAAAGACUUUCGCCAAUGGUAGAUUUUAAUCUAUAAUGUUUAGUCUUAGCGAAGUGUAUUCAUUCAUGGAGCUGUUUAAUUUUCUUGUUUCAUUGACCUUUUUGAUGAUUUAUGAUACUGAUAGUUUAUUUACAGAUUCCUAACAGCAGAUUCGUCAUAUAAAUACCGACCACCCUCUCCCAAGAUGAAGCAGCAUCAGAAAAUGACCUCUCCAACCUCCUCUUCUACUGUUAAUCCUAAAAUUAAGAAACUUCUCCAAAUGAUUGACUGGCCAACACCUCCAUCUACUGUGGAGCAUUUCAAUUUUUCAACCAGUCCCAAGAAGUCCGAAUACCGUCUGUGGAAUCCUCAAGAAUCUUACAAGGUUGGAGAAAAACUACAAGUGGUCAUCACAGCUCGGGAUCAUUAUGGUCACCCAAAAGAGUACGGUGGAGACUUCUUCAGGGUCAAGUUGCAUAACCCAGUUUUGAAGGCUGGAGUCACUGGACAAGUAAACGACUAUGGCAACGGCAGCUAUCUGGCUACCUUCUUGCUUCCAUGGCCAGGAGAAGCCCACAUCCACAUCAUACUCUUCCACUCCAGUGAAGCUGUGGAUAUUUUAAAGAAGAAAAGGGAGAAUUAUCCAGAAAAGGUGUAUUUUAAAGGCUAUUUUUACUAUAAUGGGAGCGGCGAGGUAGUGGAAUGCAACCUGGAGAUUAAAGGAAAGGAUGUGUGCAAGUACCGAGACCCAGUUAGUGGUGACACAUGGCAGUGUGUGAGGCCAAAAAAGCUCCCCUGUGACUCCUGGAUCCAUCACUCAAUGGGUGGGACGCGAACAGUGACCAAUGCCCAGGAAGAUUCUCUUCUAAGUGGCUCUGUUACAUUCCAGGUAAUCAAAGGGUCAAUUCCUCCUAUCAAGGUGAAUUCAGAUAACAGUUCAGUGGCCCUCACAGCCAACCUCCCACCCUGUAAGCCUGGCCUGGAAUCUCCAACACCAUCUGGAUAUUACUAUUUGAACUCCUGGGUCAGUUUGACUUGUUCAGCUAGACAUUUCCCUCGUCCAGCUGAUGCCUUGGCAUGCCUUAAAGGAAAAGACAUCCACAUGUUUGGAGACUCCACACUGCGUCAGUGGUUCGAGUACCUGGAAAUGUUCAUUCCAAGUCUUAAGAGGAUUGAUUUACAUGGAACUUAUAAAUCAGGUCCUCUGUUGGCGGUGGAACCCAAUGCUGGUGUGGCCUUACGAAUGCGCGCUCAUGGACUCCCUCUGAGGACCAGUAAGACCAUGGUGGCUGACCUGCACUAUGAAUCAGCUGACCUGUCUAGGAUUGGUGGAGGACCUCAGACUGUAAUUGUGAUAACCUUAUUCGCUCAUUUCACUACCUACCCUGUAAUGGUCUACUUGGAAAGGCUGGAGAGAGUUCGUCAAGCAGUUGAGUCUCUCCUUUCCCGUAGCCCUCAGACCACAGUAAUAAUAAAAUCUGCCAAUACAGGUUCUAGCGCAGUACAUAUCAGUGACUGGUUGUUCCUUCAAUUGGACAUCUUAUUGAGGGCGACCUUCAAGAGAAUGGCGGUCACCAUUAUAGAUGUGUGGGAUAUGACAUCAUGUCACUACCUGCCCAACAAUCUUCACCCAGGUCCAGAAGUCAUUAGGAAUGAGGUGGACCUUUUUCUGUCUUAUAUAUGUCCAAAAUAAGACAUGGCCUUUACAGGUAGUCCCCCCUGCGCGUCGGAAUUGCAUACAGACUAGGGUUGUCCCGAUACCACUUUUUUUAAGACCGAGUACAAGUACC
This is a messenger RNA of Rana temporaria (common frog), 1776 nucleotides long. Its product is annotated as NXPE family member 3-like. The record is from RefSeq and is a predicted model, not a curated record. The transcript has 5 exons. The coding region runs from base 192 to 1679 and encodes 495 amino acids. Lineage: Eukaryota; Metazoa; Chordata; Amphibia; Anura; Ranidae.